Messenger RNA from Anopheles merus, 7790 nucleotides. RefSeq names its product prolactin-releasing peptide receptor (gene sNPF-R). Bases 992 to 2719 code for a protein of 575 amino acids. Lineage: Eukaryota; Metazoa; Arthropoda; Insecta; Diptera; Culicidae. Gene Ontology annotation, molecular function: neuropeptide binding; neuropeptide Y receptor activity. The record is from RefSeq and is a predicted model, not a curated record. The transcript is spliced from 3 exons. Gene Ontology annotation, cellular component: neuron projection; plasma membrane. Gene Ontology annotation, biological process: G protein-coupled receptor signaling pathway.
GUGCGGACUGCGUCAGGUCGCUCUACAGUUCCUACGCGCCUCACGGUGCGUUGCGCUAUCUCUCGUAAGGGUCACGUUGUCGCGUCGACGGUUAGAUUGAAAUGGUGCUCUUAACGCCACAGAUGGCGAUGGUUGCGUUUCAGCCCAUGAGUGUGUGUUUUGUUUUUUGAUUUUUUAAUGCACCCUAGUGAUAUUGGUGAAUGUGUUUAAAGUGAAAUUUUGUGUUCGAAUCUAUUGAAAUUGGAUAAUUUGUAUCGAUGGCUAAAAUCGUGAGUUUCGUGUCUAAACAAAUUGGUUCAUAGUGUAUAGUUUCCAAACAACCCAAUCAGACUACACCAGUGCAGCUGGUCGAGACACUCCGGCAGGCAUUGCAGCGUAAUUUCCAUUGACUAAUAACAUCAACUACUGUUUAACCAACCAAAAUACUACCCACAAGCUGCCGUUGCAUACCAGAGACUGAGAAAAAAAGGAGGAGCAACCCGAGCACAUCAAUGGCAGCAAAAAACGCAACGAUCGACGGUUCGACGAAAAUCGAACGUAGAAGAGAACGAUAAAACUACGCAAGUGUGCAUUUGAAGGAUUGGCAUCAACGCCACAGGCACGGGCGUUGGACAUAGCGCAAAAAACACUCCCACCCGUCGAAGCCGGCCCUCGUUUUCGGAUGCCGUAACAUCUCGUGGACAUUCGUCAUCGUGGGUAAUCGUUCCGGGAUUACAGCGCGCUGGUUCGAGAGUGUGUCUUGGUAACGGAGGCAGCACGAGUGUGUGAAAGAUGCUCGAAGAUAAACACGCAAUACCGUACGAAGACCAGCUCCAGCACGUGCAGUGGGUGCACUAGGCGUGUGGGCGCGGUGGUCUGCCAGUGACACUUAUCCCGGUUGGGUUGCUCGAGUCGAACAAAGACAGCUUGACAGGCGCUAGGGACGUGUGUGAUCGUAAAUAUUUUACUAUCGCGCUAGGCAGCGCGCUCUUCGCUCCAAAAACGCCCCGGAAUGCUGACGCCAGUGUCCGGGCUGGUUAGCUUGGUGGGCGCUGUGACGGUGGCUACUGCCACGUCGACGUCUCCAGCCGCGAUGGCGUCGCUGGUGCUGGAUCAUACCGAGCUUCCGCUGGCGGGAACAAUCCCGCCCGCCGCGCUAAUGCCGGCCCGAGUACUUUUGCCAUCGAACGCAACGAAUCUCACCCUGACGCUCGAGGAGCUGCUACGUCCAAACAGCUCCACCGUGGCACCGCCGAACGGAGACAACGAUAUUAUCUUCUCGAACAAACUCGUCCAGAUCGUGUUCUGUGUGCUGUACUCUAGUAUCUUCGUGCUGGGCGUGUUUGGCAACGUGCUCGUGUGCUACGUCGUGUUCCGCAACAAAGCCAUGCAGACGGUAACGAACCUGUUCAUCACGAAUCUGGCCCUCUCCGACAUACUGCUGUGCGUGCUGGCCGUGCCGUUCACGCCGUCCUACACGUUCAUGCGGCGCUGGGUGUUCGGGAAGCUGCUGUGCCACACGGUACCGUUGGCGCAGGGCUGCAGUGUGUACAUAUCGACACUAACGCUGACUUCGAUCGCGAUCGAUCGUUUCUUCGUGAUAAUCUACCCAUUCCAUCCGCGCAUGAAGCUAUCCACCUGCAUCACCAUCAUCGUGCUGAUAUGGUCCUUUGCGAUAAUGGUGACCAUGCCGUACGGACUGUACAUGAAGCUGCACGGCGUCGCCUCGAAUGGAACGGACAAUGCUACGGGGGCGCUUUCCAGUGCUAUGUACUGUGAGGAGCUGUGGCCAUCGGAGGAAAUGCGCAAAACAUUCUCCAUCGUCACUUCGAUACUCCAGUUUGUGCUGCCGUUUAUAAUCAUGGCGUUCUGUUAUAUCUGCGUGUCCAUACGCCUAAACGAUCGUGCUCGCACCAAACCGGGCAGCAAGACGUCACGCCGAGAAGAGGCGGAUCGAGAUCGCAAGAAGCGCACCAACCGCAUGUUGAUCUCGAUGGUGGCCAUCUUUGGCAUUUCCUGGCUGCCGCUGAACGUCGUCAACAUGUGCAACGACUUCAACUCGGACAUCAACAGCUGGCGGUUCUACAAUCUGAUUUUCUUCAUCGCUCACCUGACAGCCAUGUCCUCCACGUGCUACAAUCCGUUCCUGUACGCCUGGCUAAAUGACAACUUCCGCAAGGAGUUCAAGCAGGUGCUGCCCUGCUUUGAUCCGUCCCGUGGUAGAGCGGGAACUGUCGGCGGCAACCGGGGGGCCGGUGGCGGUUGGCGCUCGGAACGAACCUGCAACGGUAACAAUGACACCGUGCAGGAGACGCUCAUACCGAGCUCUCAAGUUCUGCCCAGCAGUCGCAGCUCGCAACCACACCAGCAACCGCAACAGUUGAGCUCAUCGUCAAGCCAGGGGCAAGGGAACCAGCCGACGGUUGAUUCGAUUCUGCUCUCGGAGGUUGUGCCGCCGCUCUCACUUCCACCGCCCCUCGCCGGCGCCAUGCUGCCGAGUGUGCAGAGUGCCGAAACAGUCAUUCUUCCAUCGGGCGUACUGGAAACUCCGUUCGACGUACAACUUAUCCCGAGCGUAGAUGCGCCAGUCAGCAAUGGAACGUCCGAUGCGACGAACCUUACCCCGUCCGCGGGUGUCCGAAAUGGGUUGAACCAUGCGUGCACGAACCCCAAACUUUCGUCACUUAUCCUCAUAAAUGACGGUACUACGGCUGACUCGAAAGUGCCCGCCAUUCUAUAAUCAUCUGAGCUUGCGAAGGACAUCCAACCGCCACAUAAUAGACCCGCUGGCAAAAUCAAUCCUACAGAAAAUUAAAUUCUAUCAUCUCACUUCCCAAGGCCAGCAGUGCAACAGUGAUGUACCCCGGGAUGAUACGAUAAGUCGGAAUGAGUUGACAAAUUUAUGGAACAUCACAGACUGUCAUGAGACCAUCGGCCCCAGCAUUCCCAGCGCAACUGGGUACCACGACGUGCGUUCCGACCAUGCCCUUCCCCACUGCACCCGCGAGGUGUGAAACGAAAUGGAAUUUUAGCGGUUUCAUCGAAAAUAAAAGAAAAAAGACACAAACUCGCACAGGCGCUCUAACACACGCAUAGGGUGGAUUAAAUGAUGUGACAUAAACGAGACGACACGUGUGCACUGGUUGUGCCAAAGGGCAUGUUGUGGCGUAGCCUGUAACCGUUAGACUACGAACGAACCAUGAGACAAGGGGCGAUGAAGCUGUGUGGAAAACUGUUUCCACUUCCCUUGGUUCCGGGAGGCGUCGCGAUGAAAGUGUCUCGUUACCAGGAUAUGGCCAGGAGACGCAAAGUUUUGCAGAAGCUAUGCUUAACGAGAUUGCCAAGGUGCAACGGACGCCAUCGCUCGCCAUAGUGCACGUGACUGCAUCGCACGUUCUUGCGUUUUUUGUUUUGUUUAAAUUUCUCUUCCACCCAGCCCGCAAACGACCGAACGAACGAAACGAACAAACCAACAAACGAAGUAAACAACCGAGCAACGAGUCGUCAAAAUGAUCGACUUUACCGACAUGAAGAUGCAAAAAGUCAAAGGUGAUAGAAAACUUUAUUUGAUCGUUUUAGCGAGACACCUCUUUGGCCGGGAGCUGUUUGAGAGUAGAGCACGAGGGUUUAAAACUAGUGCAGUAAACAUCGACAUCAUUCGUUCUGAGUGCGAUGGUACAGGGGUCGGUGCAGUAGUAGUGUAAAAAGCAAACAAACAAACUUGAUAAAGCAAACCACAAGGAAGCCGGAUAAUCAGUUUCUAGACCGGUACCAUUCUGCAACACGAUAUAAAAAUAGUGAAAUUAUUAAAUCCAAAGCCACAGCGCCAGACAGCCCGACACCUACAGUGUACAGGGUACGUAACGUAGGGCUGUAACGGUGGCCACAAUUCACCCGAGAAGAUGUAAUGUUUUCGUGCUGAAGAUACCAGACGAGAUGCUGGCAGUACUGGCACGUUGUAUAAAAACAAAAUCAUUGUAUAUGGAUGCUAGAAAGUAAGAAGAAGUGGUCGCGACAGAUAGCGAUUUUCUUAUACGCUUUUUCGGUGCUUCCGUUGUUCGAUGUUUGUAUCAGCACAUUUUCAAUCGAAUUGGGAGUAUGAUCCCGACGUCUAGGAGUGAGGAAUGUGUGAGGAAAUGUGUAUGAAUAUGGAGUGUUGUUCGGUCCAGCGGAAGGUCCCUGACCGUCGGGCCCGUCAGUUAUCUACGUCAGCCUUAAGAACGCAAACAGUCCUUCACAUGUGCAAUAGACGCCAUGGCGUGUCAUGCUCCCGUGCUUUCGUCCAGUCCAUGGUUUCGUAAUUUCCUUUGGGUAACUUCGUAGAAGAAGCUUAGCUUAGGAGCUGUGUCUUCUAUUUUGAGUCAACAUUAUUGUUAGUUAUUUUUUUCGAUUCUCGUUCUUAAAUUGCAUGACCAUGAGCUUUUGAGCCCGUUUGUCCUUUAAUCUGUUUUAAUGCCUUUUACACCUAAACGAUGCUGUGUCUAAGGCAAUGAUCAGGAGUCAGAUUCCUUAUAAAGUACAUUAAUUUCAAUCCAACAUAGAAAUUGACAUUUCUUAGUUUCAAAUUUAUCCGAUUUCGUUCUCAAGUUCGUUUUCCCUUAUCUUUGUGGACGCUUUAUUCUCAACAGUCCUGAUUUAAUUGUCCUCUCGACAGAUAAAUCUCCAGACGUUUUGGAUGGUUCUAAACGUAAGAAAAAACAUUCUUCAUAAACAAUUUCACCUUUUCACCUCAUUGAGGUAGACCCAUAAAACUCCAUUCGUGUAAAAAAAAAUCAUUUGAGCAUGGCAUAUCCAAUGACAAACGUUUAAUAAGCGCUUUGUCAUUUGAACGACCGAGCAAAGCUUCAACGAAUCUGAAUGUAAAUUAAAUUUAACAGACCACUUGUCAUCGUUUCUUGCUGCAUUCUUCCUUUUCUUGUCAUUUUUAGUUCGACCUGAUUCAAACGUUUGAAGGAUUUUCGGUCCAUUCCUAUAUUAUUACCCACUAUCAGCAGUAGCUUGGUCCGUUCUAUCGGUAUUCUGAAUCCUCCUGGGAAAUCAGGGACCGUGAUCCAUCAUGAACCUCGUGACCAAAUGACCCUAGCUCAAGCUCGCAACCGAAGUUGUCUUAGUCUUAGAGUAGUCGGAAAACGGAGCAUUCGUUUGGGGUUUGUAAUCUGUUAGAUUACAAACUAACCGAUCAGCCACUUGCUAUACUGGAAUUCAAACAAACACUCGAUCAGUAAGUUUUUUUUAGCCUUUUUAGACGAACUCUUGCAUUCGACCGUCGUGUGAAUUCGUUUUUCAUUUUAUUAAUUUGAAACGAUUUUCAAUUUACUUUUGAUUGAACUCUGGCCACGAUUGUGCGGGAAAGCGAAAAUUCCACACGAUUGGUCCAGACUCCGUGUGAAACGGACCCGACCCCACACUGACCACUGAAACCCUCGCCACGGAAUGGAACGAAGAAUGAGGAGAGGAAACAGCACUACGACAGCAUCGAUACUGUUCGAAGGCAGCACAGCUCCGACAGACAUCCACAUUUGACUCACUUUCCUCGAGCUGUACGUGAUUGAGCCCCGAAAUUCUAGGAAGUGUACGAAUGUGCCCUGUUUUUCCUUUGCUUGCCUCUUAUGUUACACGCGGGAGAUUUUCUUUCCACUGUUUUGUUGUUGGUUUCGUGGCUUACAUUCCGUUCGGAGAAAAUUUUCAUCACCCACUCGGCUCGAUAGGAGGGUACGGCUAUCGACGAGUUUACCACAGGAAAGGCAGUUUCGGUACGCUUGGCGUUCGUAUUAUUUUGGCGUGAUUGUUUGUACACUCGUGUCUGAGUGGCCUAACCGGGUUUCAAUGGGCGGAAAAAUAACAUUUCAGAUCACUUCUAACCGACCAUUCUACCCGACCGGCACAUUUUGGAAAUAAAUCGACCAGUUUACGCGUCUGGAAAAAAGGUUUAUGGUCCGGGUUUUCAUACAUACAUUCCGCUCUGAGCUUUGCCAAAGAGAAUAAUGAUUUAAUUUGAACAAGGAGUUGUGAAAGAAUUCAACUCUACAGAUCAAAAGAGAAGUUUUUUGAUUGGAUACAAAUGUCCCUGUCGGUUGACCCAACAUUGUUUCUCUACACAUCCAACAUCACGAUUGUGAAGUUGUUUGGUAAGUUUCUUCGGCUUACGAAUGGAGAAAUCGGUAUAGCAAAUGGAAGAAAUGCCUCUUAAUUCAUCUCUGCUCCGACUCUAGUGGGCGGUAAUGAAUGUUAAUUAACGUCACAUACGUGAAGUGGGUUUGGCAAACGAGUUGAGUGUGUUGACAACACAAGACAAGUUAGAAUACGAUGGACGAUUUGGACAGACGUAAACCUUUUGGUAUUGAAGCUUUUUUUCAUUUUUAUUCAAGUUUUUUAAGGCCCACAUGAAUAGUUUCAAAUACAUAUCUCAGUCUAGAAAAUAUUUUUAGCGAGACAAAGCUGAUUGCCUACGUUAUAGAGUGGUAGAUAUUGAAUAUUUGUGUGACCUUUUCUACCGUCAUCCUAUCGAUAUGCCAACAAAAGGACCUCUCAUAUUACAUCCACCCUCAAAUGGUCAACGGUCAAUAUACAGUGAGAGCGCCGUUAAACUUGAGCUGGUAAACGACCGUACCUAGAAAAAUGGCCCAAAAGAGUAGCAAAUGCCCGAAGAGACCUAUAAAUAUCCUUAUAAACCCACGCCCCGCGGGCUAGCCGAAAGCUUUUGAUGUGAUUUUUUCCCCACACUGACCACGCCACUGUCAAGGUGACAGCGUGAAAAAUGACGCCUCCUUGACCUAGCCAAGCCCCAUCGCUUCGAAUCAAUCAAUCGGCCGAAAAAUUAAAUCUUGCGUUCACGCUCGUAAAUCAGCUUACAGUACAGUAAGGCAACACAGUCAAAUAGAACGUCCUCGCUGGCGGGCAAAGUACGACGGACAAAAUGUUUCGCCAUUUUUCCAUCAGUUUUUGUUACAACCGAAAAGAAGAAAAAUAUCUUACUCCCGGGAAUUGUAAAUGGCAAGGAAACACAAUCACUAACCAUGAUAAUAUCGGUUCCCUCGGGAUACGGUAGCCUCGAAAAAGGUUACCAGCGAACAAAACGGUACUCAUCCGCGGUGAAUCGUUUCACUUUGUCUUUAGUUUCGUUUUAGCGGCCAGCUGGAGGAAACGGUGCUAUCGGCUGUGUUGCUUUCUCUUAUUUUGUGCAUUAUCGUUUCUUUUUGUGAACGUUUUGACGAGCUUUCAACAUUUGUUUUUUAUCUUUUCCGAUUCAACUGACUUCACUCACUGAUAAUUAUUUUGCUGUUUUCUCCAAAAACAAAAACCGAACGCCCCACUUGGCACGUCAAACCUGCGAAAUAUCUUUAAACAAAGCCACAGUGGUGGUUUAAACUCACAAUCAAGGGAAAACACUAAAUUCACCAAGGAAAACUGCGAGCGUGGGUAUAAGGAAGGAAAAUUUUCUCUAGAACGCAUAAAAAAUGUACAACGGAAACAGAAAAGAUGAAACCAAAAAGAAAACAAACGGGCAAUACACUUCCAAUUCUGAUUCACAGUGCCUCGAGGAAAGCGUACUCAACUGUGUUGAUUCUAGUGUGUUGCUAGUUGCUGCUGUCCGUCGUGCUGUUAAUGUGUAUCUUUCGCUGUUGUCGUUGUAGUUUGUAUCGUACUAAUGUUGUUUUUUUUCACCGCUGGCGGGAAAAUAAGGAAACUAGAGGAAAACAAUUGCGAAACGGUCGAGAGGAAAGCAAAUGCCAUUAGUCGAUCCUGUGUGUGAUUGUAUAUAUGUGUGUGUAUGGAUGAGAGAGAGAGAGAAAGAGAGAGAGAGAGAGAGA